Messenger RNA from Phytophthora nicotianae INRA-310, 984 nucleotides. RefSeq lists its product as hypothetical. NCBI's taxonomy places the organism in Eukaryota, Oomycota, Peronosporomycetes, Peronosporales, Peronosporaceae. Bases 1 to 984 code for a protein of 327 amino acids. The record is from RefSeq and is a predicted model, not a curated record. The transcript has 5 exons.
AUGUUCACUAAUGAUGGCACUAGCGUCAUUGAUGUAGUUUGCAUUCAGUCCGCUCGGCAAAAGAGACUAUUCCGCGCAUUCCCGGAAGUCAUUCUCGUCGACACAACCCACUGCGCUAACCGUAAUUUGUACAAGUUGUUUAGUGUUAUGGUUACUGAUGUAUUCGGGAAGGGACAAUACGUGCAUCAUUCAAUUUUUGAGCGAGAGACAGAAGCCAACCUGCUUCUUUCUAUCGGACAGUUCAAGAAGGAGAAUCCAUCGUGGAACAAUGUGCGAGUGAUAGUCUCAGAUAAAGACUUUAAUGAAAAAGAAGUCCUCGCGGAGGCGUUUCCAAAUGCGAGGCAGCUUCUAUGCCAGUUUCAUGUUAUUGCAAGGUUGCGACUGAAGGUUGGUGAACUGGCAGACGUAACUAUCGAGAAGAAACAAGCUGUGAAGGCCUCUUGCCAUCUCAUGAUGAAAUCGCAAAAUGCGUUGGAGUACAAGAAGUACAAGGACACGAUGUUACGGUUGCUAGGAGGAAACACGUCAGAUCCAUUCUACAAGUACUUCCAGGCGAAUUGGGAGCUUUGCAAAGAUGAGAUUGAAUGCGGCUGGGUCAAACUGAAGCAGAAAGUCAAGCGCGAGUACACAAUUGAUGAAAUGCUCGCCACAAUCAUUAUGCUUCAGGAAUGGAGUGAAGACAGUUACGUGAAGGAGUUUACUGCUCUGGGUACUCGUCAGACGCCUUUACAAGAGGACGCGGUCGAUCCAGAACUGUCAACGUUAGCUGUUCAAUUGAGCCCCCAUGGAUACCGUAUCGUGGCAAAGCAGUACCGUUUCGCAAUAAGUGAUCAUGCUCAGUAUUGUAUUGAUACUUCCACACCUGGUAAGGCAUUACUACGCAUGGAAGGUGUGGAAGAAGGAGAGCGGCAUGUGGUAAACACUCAGACUUUCCAGUGUGACUGCGUCUUCAUGCAAACGCUUUAUUACCAUGCCGUCAUGUGA